This is a messenger RNA of Magnolia sinica, 1751 nucleotides long. RefSeq names its product heterogeneous nuclear ribonucleoprotein 1-like. The coding region runs from base 244 to 1512 and encodes 422 amino acids. The record is from RefSeq and is a predicted model, not a curated record. NCBI's taxonomy places the organism in Eukaryota, Viridiplantae, Streptophyta, Magnoliopsida, Magnoliales, Magnoliaceae. The transcript is spliced from 2 exons. Gene Ontology annotation, molecular function: RNA binding.
CAAGGGCUGAGAGUCUCCAAACAAAACCCUCUAUCAAUGAUCAGCCAUUCAUCUCUCUCCCGACCCUCCCCCAACACCCAAAAAAGCAAUAAAAUCAAUCACAGCUGACCUGACCCUCUAAAACCCAACACACCCCUUCACUUUUUUCUUCUCCUUCUCUCGCCCUCUUGAGGGUUUUGAGUCUCUCUCUCUCUUGGGUGUUGUUCUUUUGGGUUUUAUUGUUCUUGCGUGUUUGGGUUUUCGAUGGAUUCUGACCAGGCGAAGCUCUUUGUGGGAGGAAUCUCAUGGGAAACGAAUGAAGAGUCGCUCAAAGAGCAUUUCGGUAAAUAUGGGGUUGUACUAGAAUCUGUGAUCAUGCGGGACAGGAGCACAGGCAAUGCUAGAGGCUUUGGUUUUGUUCUCUUCUCAGACCCUUCUGCCGCUGACAGAGCCCUCCAAGAACCCAAGCAUGUCAUCCUCGGAAGAACAGUAGAAGUGAAAAAGGCAGUCCCAAGAGGUGAACAAAACCACCCACAACAACAACAACAACCACAACAACAACCACAACAGCAACAACAACAACAACACCCACAACAGAGUAGGGGGCCUGUGUGUAAAAAUAGUAGUAGUGGGGGUGCUAGUGGUAAUAACAGUGGUAAUCAGUUUAAGAAUAGGAAGAUUUUUGUUGGGGGUUUGUCUGCUAAUAUAACUGAGGAGGAUUUCAGGGCUUACUUUGAGAAGUAUGGUAGGAUCACUGACGUCGUGGUCAUGUAUGACACCGUGACACACCGGCCGCGUGGGUUUGGGUUCAUCACCUUCGAUUCAGAUGAGGCGGUUGAAAGCGUGUUGCAGAAGAGUUUCCAUGAACUAAAUGAUAAGCGUGUGGAGGUCAAGCUUGCUGUGCCAAAAGAUGGUAGCAAUGGGAAUAGCAGUAAUGGUGGCAAUAGUUAUAAUAUGAGAGGUGGCGGCGGUGGAAGAGGUUCUGUUUUUGGGAGCUACCCGGGUGGGGUUUUUACGCAAUAUCCUAGGUAUGGGCUUUAUCACGGUUAUCUGCCGCCGCCUGUUUCGGGUUAUGGCAAUGCAGCCGGCUACCCUUUUCCUGGUUAUCCCCCGAUGGGCGCAUAUGAUGGAGUGGGUUAUGGAGCUGCUCCGAUCAUGCCGCCGAGGAGCCCUUGGUCUAGCAUGGGAAUGUAUGGAGCAAGGAGGAGCCCGACGCCUUAUGGGAAUGCUGCCCCCUACCCGGGUUAUGUCAACGGGGGUGUUGGUGGGUUCAUGGGGAUGACCGGCAGUGCUUAUCGUGGGGUCGUUGGUGCUGCCAAUGGAAAGUGGAAUCAGGGUGGUGCGGAAGCGCAGACGACAGCUGGUGCUGGCUAUGGUGGUGUGCCAGGUACAACGCCAACACGGACGGAUGGUGGGAAUUUGGAUGAUGACGCGUCUGGUUUUGGCGGGAGCUAUGGAGCUGGAGCUGGUAAUAAGCAGAAUCAGAGAGGACAUGACGGUCAGUAUAGGCCUUACCCAAAUCGCGUUGGCUGAUGUGUAAUUCCAUUGUUCUUCUUUGGAUGUUUACCACGGUCAUUUGAGGUCAGUAAAUUUUUAUACGAAUUGGGUUGGAGUUUUUUUUUUUUUCCUUCUUAUGUUAGUGUUUGGAUGGUCGUUUCUUUGUUAAAAAGGUCAGUUUCUUUGCAUAAUCUUUGUUUAUGAUUCUAUUCGGUUACUCUCAGUGCUGCAUUCUGUCCUCUGCUGUAAUAUAAUUGCCCCUGAAUUUCAAAUUA